Trichoderma asperellum CBS 433.97 is the source of this 1680-nucleotide messenger RNA. Lineage: Eukaryota; Fungi; Ascomycota; Sordariomycetes; Hypocreales; Hypocreaceae. The record is from RefSeq and is a predicted model, not a curated record.
AUGGCUGAAACUUUUGACUUCAUCAUUGUUGGUGGUGGAACCGCCGGAUGCCUUAUUGCCGAAAAGCUGGCAUCAACCGCAACAAAGCCAAGCGUUGCGCUUUUCGAGGCAGGAGAAAGACAGGAAAACAAUUCACUGCGCCAAACUUUCCACCGGUUUUCUUUAGCUACCUCUCAUCCUGAACUAAACUAUGGAUCUAAGUCAACCCCUCAGGCCCAUUAUGGUGGCAGAGAAAUUGACAUGAUCCGAGGCAAAGGCCUUGGUGGAAGCUCGCAGAUUAACUUCCAAGUCUGGUCCCUUGGAGCUAGGGAUGAGUUUGACGCUUGGGCUGAGAGAACCAAAGCCCAAGAAUGGGGAUUUCAGUCUAUACUCAGUAGUAUUAAAAAGAUUGAAAAGGUCACUUUAAAACUACCAACUGGCUGGGAAAAGUUCUCUCAGCAAAGGGCCGACUGUCACGGAUUUUCAGGGCCAGUAGAAGUAUCAAUUGGUCCAUUGAUAGAGCCAGAGGCCAAGCACGUUUUGGAGGCUGCGGCCGAGAUUGGGUACUCAAUAAACCUGGACCAAAACGACGGCGAUCCUAUUGGUUUUGGACUAUCCUUAAAUUCCAACAAAAAAGGGUUCAGGACAACGAGCGACUCGGCAUUCCUCAAGAAGAGUCUUCCAAAUCUACGAAUCUACCGAGGCUCCUUCGUAUCCAAAAUAGUUUUUGAGGAAAAGAGAGCUGUAGGCGUGCAGUGCAAUCGUUCACAAUACUUUGCAAAUAAGGAAGUUAUACUCACUGCGGGCGCAAUUGGCAGUCCACACGUCUUACUUCACUCCGGGGUUGGUCCUUUGGCUGAGCUUCAAUCAAUCGGAAUUAACGUUGUACAAAACCUUCCAGGUGUUGGAAAAGGCUUUUCCGAUCACCCUUGCAUACCAAUAGUGUAUCAUAUGGGCCAUGGCUUUUCGGAAAGAGUAACUUUUUUAUCUGACGAGAUGAAAAUGUCUUCGGCCGAGCGUGAACUCAGAAGUUCAAAGACCGGGCCAUUGACACAGUUUAUGUCUUCAGCUGUUACUGCCUUUCUUCAAUUACCUGGUAUAGCCGACUUGGAAGGAUUUAAUCAACUCCCUCCCGAAUCUCGAGAGCUACUUCUAAAGCAAACCACACCUCAUUUUGAGUUGACUACGCCGGGCCCCCUUAUCCCGCCUACUUACGUAUUUGAAGAUAAAAAUGAUGGCUAUCUGACCAUGUUCCUCACCUUGAUGAAUCCACAAUCUAAAGGAACAGUCUCUAUUGCUAGUGCUGAUCCUACCGUUCCACCAGUCAUCGAUCCAAACUAUCUCGCCAGUCCAUUUGAUCGUGCUGCCUUAAAAGAAGCUACUAAGGAAACUUUGAGAAUUCUCGAUACGCCCUAUUUGAAUCAGUAUAUAAAGCAUCCAAUCUUGGCCCCCUCUUCAGCCAACGAUGAAGACAUAGAGGCAAGUAUAAAUCCACUUUUAAAAUAUGCCAAGCUAUUCGCUAAUGCACGCCCCUGUACAGUCAAAAUGGGCACAGUAGAUGAUCCUUUGAGUUGUGUAGAUCGCCAUCUGAAAGUACAUGGGUUACACAACUUGAGAGUCGCUGAUAUAAGUGUAACUCCUUUGCUUCCUAGGUACAUUAACUCUUUUCUCUUACUAUCGUGGAAUAUUAUGACUAAUUAG